Fusarium subglutinans is the source of this 1125-nucleotide messenger RNA. RefSeq lists its product as uncharacterized. The coding region runs from base 1 to 1125 and encodes 374 amino acids. The transcript is spliced from 3 exons. The record is from RefSeq and is a predicted model, not a curated record. Lineage: Eukaryota; Fungi; Ascomycota; Sordariomycetes; Hypocreales; Nectriaceae.
AUGGAUCCUAACUUAGAGCUGUAUAGAAGCCUGCUCGGUCUUGGUCCUGUUGAGCGCCAUGAACGUCUACUGCAUCUUCCUCGAUCUGAGCGACUCAGGGUUGCCUGUAUUGUUCAUCGCGAAAAGCUGGCCCAGAGGCUACAAGAGAAGUUAGCGGGCAGAGACCUUGUUGAGAUGGCACUGAGCAACCCCUCCGAGUUCCAUGGCAAUGUACUCUUGCAAAACGCGCUGCUUGGCAGAACUUCUUUUACGCCUGAUGAGACUAAAAUGAUAAAGCGUAUUUUGGGCGUACAGCAUGACGGAGAGGGUUUGUUCGAAACAAUCGCGGACUAUGACCGCGAGUAUUAUAUCGAUAUACCAAUCGAUGCGUGGAAGCUAGUCUACUGCGACUUGUACUAUAUCGAUGGGGUUAAUAGUUGUUCGCUACAAGACAUUUAUGAGAGCCGUCUUCGAGAGGAGGAGCUUCGAGCCCCUGCGGCACGAGCAAGAGAGAAUGUACGCCGUGACGUGAUCAAGCUAGCACGGAGGAAUGCGAAAUGGAUGCUCUCAGAACUUGAUCGACUUUCUGAUGAAGAAAAAGCACAGCCCCUUGAGGACUUUGGGAAAACGGUUCGUGCCGUCUGGAAGCGAGCGUCCCAUGCGCCACCAGCUUGGAUACAAGCCAUUCUUCGCGCUCAGCAGCCCUGGGGAUUUGUCUACUACAAAGCCAAGGAGGUCAAACAGCCAUACGAUAAGGGGGACUUGGAUGAGGAUGAUGGCUUCCGACGACACUUCCGAGAAUACAGACAGUCCCUCUCAUCAGCAGGUAUUCUCAAAAACACAUUCAUUGUAAUCCCCUUUGAAUUUAUUCCUCAGUCUCAAAACAAGGAGCUUGAUCCAUAUUGGGUUUGGGCAUACGAUGCAGACUGGGAUAACUCUACUGAAGAGACUGUCUGCAGUAGUGGCGAAAAGUACCAAGGCCGAGUCAAGGUAGCUGUCUACUCCCUGAACGCUUGGUUCUAUGCUGCGCGGUGGGAGGGCGUAAGCUUGCGAGAUAUGUGGCUUAAGGCACAAAUGCACCAGGAUAAGCUAUGGAUCUGCUAUUCAAAGGAGAUGGAGAAUUGGGAUCACGAGCCAUAUAUAUGA